Messenger RNA from Oryza sativa Japonica Group (Japanese rice), 984 nucleotides. The record is from RefSeq and is a predicted model, not a curated record. Lineage: Eukaryota; Viridiplantae; Streptophyta; Magnoliopsida; Poales; Poaceae.
GUGCGUGCCGUGAACGUGACACCACAAGCCGGAAAAACCAAACUUCCUCCUCCAGCUACGUACUUAGUAUACUACACCACAGCUGAAAUGGCUGCAUCAGUGAUGAUCACCAGGUGGCACCCGGUGCUCGCGCUGGCCGUCCUCCUCGCCGCCGCCGCCGCCUCGCCACCCAAGACGACGGUCUCCGGCUACCGUCCCGAUCACCAUGACGACGACCACCACCACCACCGCCACCACCACGGCGGCCACGACGCCGCCUUGUCGGUCACCACCGAUCACCGCCACCACCAUCAUGGCGGUGAAGCCGCCUCGUCGGUGAUCACCAAUCACGACCACGGCCAUCACCAUGGCGGUGGCGGCCACGGCGGUGACGGCGCCGCCGCCUCGUCGGUAACCGAUCACCACGACCACGGCCACGGUCACCAUGGCGGCGGCCACGGCGGGCGCCGCGCGUUGUUGGCAUCCACCAACGACGACACGUCGUCCGGCUGUUGCCCCGGCGGCGGCCACCACCACGGCCACGGUGGCGGCGGCGGCCAUAUGGGCCCGCGUGGAGACUCACAUAUGCCUCCCUAUAAGAUCGUAACGUAAUUAAACAAUAUACUACUGAUCCGUACAUAUAUGCCUGCAGGUAUCUGUGAACUCUUCCAGCGCUGUACGUAUAGUAUGAAUUAUGUUUAUUAUACGUGCGUACGUCGCCAUGUGAUGUGAUCGCAGCUUAAUUUGUGUACGUGUGUUGUGAGAAGUAGGUAAUUAAGUGUGUUUUCUAAGUGUGUGCCCGAGAGUGUAUCGAUCAGUGGUGCUUCAUAUACUCAUUUCGUCCUACUUCUACAAAUCUGAAAUGGGUCAGUAUGACCGGCCUACUAGCCUGUAUUGAUUUUUCUUUGUGCUUUAUGUGUGUAUAUAUGUAUAGUACUGCAGGCAUAUGUGGCUUGUUUGUUUUUUUUAUGAAUUAAUAAAGCAUAGUGUUGACAUUUAUGAGUA